Messenger RNA from Rotaria sp. Silwood1, 1278 nucleotides. The record is from the annotation of a GenBank genome assembly. NCBI's taxonomy places the organism in Eukaryota, Metazoa, Rotifera, Eurotatoria, Philodinida, Philodinidae.
AUGCACGAACCGAUAAGUACUCCUCUUGUCGAUGAUGAGGAUGAUGAAUUGACAGCUGAAGAUUUACCUUAUCUGUCGUCAAUUUUUAAUGAAAGUGAACAAGAUUUAUUUCAAUACAAUACUCAACAACCUGUUGAUUAUUUUGCUUUUCCUCUGGUGGAAGAAAACAUUCCAAGUGAAAAACCAAUAUUGAAUGAAGAUAUUUUUGAUCUUCUUGUUCGUAUUCAUCGUCUUGUUCAGAAAGCUCGUACAUUUGUUACUAUGACUCGUCUAGUUGGCGCUCUACAACGUUAUGUACAUCAACGAAUUGAUCCUAAGAAAGGUGCUUUUAUUUUAGAUUCUAAAGUCCGUUGGAAUAGUACGUUUAAGAUGCUUGAUCGUAUUAUAAACCAUCGUAAUUUAGUCGAUGAAAUUUUUACCAAACGCGAUAUAAAUGGAUUAACAACAGCACAAAAAGUCAAGCUUCGUUCAUUAGUAUUCACUUAUGAUGAUUGGGAAUUAUUAAAUGCACUUCGAGAUUGUCUUUUACCUUUCGAGAAAGUGACAACAAUUUUAUCUGGUGAUUAUACAACACAAGCAUUGUCUUAUUAUGCUCUUCAAGUGCUAAAGGAAAAUUUUUAUCAAACAUCUGAUCCAAGCUAUUAUCAUGCGAUAAUCAACAAAAGUUUAAGUUGUCAAUACGAAUAUUAUCUUGAUGAAUUUUUACCAAGUGAUCAAAAAAUUAUCAUGAAAGUAGCAGCUUUUCUUGAUCCACUCUUUCAUGGCGACUUAAUGUUGAAUAAAAAAGAUUAUGAAACAGCCAAAUGUGUUGUUAUGGAAGAUAUGCAGCGUAUCAGUCUUACGGCAUCUGAUAUUUCAGCAUCACCAUCAUCAAGUACAUCAUCAAUUCUUUCAACAACGACUGCUUCUAAUCGCAUGGUAGAAUUUAAAUCAAGCUUGAUGGCUAUUGCCAAGAAAAAGACCAGUAUACCAUUAUCAUUUCAGCCAAUAACCCCUGAUCUUGAAAUGGCUGCAUUUCUUAAUUUAGUUCGAGACAAUGAAUUAAUGAAUUUUCAACUUUUUUGGAAAACAAAUUGUCGUGCUUUACCACGUUUAAGUCAACUAGUACGUCGUUACAAUGUAGUACCUGCUACAUCCGUCUACUUAGAACAAACAUUUAGCGUUGCUGGUGCAAUAAAAAAUCUUCGAAGAGCAUCAAUGUCAUCAUUAUCAUUACGUAGUUUAAUGAUAUUGAAGAAGAAAAAUAAUAUCGAAAAGAUUCGAUCAUUUUCUCAAUAA